Messenger RNA from Eupeodes corollae, 3251 nucleotides. RefSeq names its product CTD small phosphatase-like protein 2. Bases 295 to 2877 code for a protein of 860 amino acids. Gene Ontology annotation, molecular function: phosphoprotein phosphatase activity. The transcript is spliced from 7 exons. The record is from RefSeq and is a predicted model, not a curated record. Lineage: Eukaryota; Metazoa; Arthropoda; Insecta; Diptera; Syrphidae.
UUCUUUGAUUUCCUCUCGUUUCGAGGUGGCGGAAAAUGCUACCAGUCGCAGUUGAACACAUUUCGUUGCAUGAGUAGAGGGGUGUUGUGUGAUGUGGUCUUGUGGGAGGUAGAAGGAGGUGAUGUGAUGUUGUGGACGAACGAUGAAAGACGGCUCUCUGUAGGUACACUCAACUUGUGUAUCACGUAUGCUUUUAAAGGAUGUUGCUAAGGAGAAAAAAUGGGCAAAGUUUGGGUAGCUACGAAUAACACGAAGUGAUGAAGCAUUACAAAAGUAGAAAAGAAAAACGUUACAAUGCUUCUUCGAAGCGAUAGAAGAGAUCGACGUUUGCGACGUUCGAGCAUGCGUUCAACGUCAGCUUCAGUUGCUCUAAUAUCACCAAAGCGAUUGAAGCCAACUCCGAAAAGCAUUAAGAGCCUGCAAAUAACUCACAACAAUAAUGCCGCUAGCAAUAAAACAACUGCUGUGGCUUCAUCGACCACCAGCAGCAACAGCAAUAGCAGCGUCACCAACAACAGCCCUAGUAUAACAAAUUCUAAGUGCAAUAAAAAUCUAUCGCCGAUUGUUAAACGUUUAAAUACAACAGCAGUGAAUAGUCUAAGUGCUGUUUUAACAAGACCACGUUCUAUCGGAACCAGAACAAAGUCUUUGUCCGUAACGCAACAGCAACAGAAAAUACUGGCCGGCAGCAGUAAGCGAAGGCGAAAAUCAACUGAGAAAGAGAAUCGAUGGCAUAAGAAAGAAGCAAUUCGUUUGGCUCUUUACGAGAAUAGUGGAGCGGGAGUGGGAGUAUGUACACGGAAAAAACUGAUUGCUUCAAAAAAUGCAGUUGCAGAGAAUAAUGUGUCUUUGCCACCGAACUUUGCUAAACUCCCAAUUCUGAAGGCCAAAGCGGAUGAUAAGGAAGAGCCGGACAGUUGCAGUGUAUCGACGACAUCAUCGAUUAUAGGAAGUACUGUUGAAUGUAUCAAAACUGUCUUCACGACCGAGCCUGCAGAACCUUCCGAGUGUCCUUUGGAGGAGCCGGUAUCGACGUCGCAAGAGCUCUCUCAACCAAAAUCAUCUGUUGUCCUGCCAGAUGAAAGCAAUUUAACAAGCAUCACCGAAUGUGACAGCACUACCGACUACGAGCAACUGCCUUCAAUUUCGGCUGGCCGAGGGGUGCUGGAUAUGAUUUCCACUGAAGUGGAUUCCACCACGGAGGACCUAUUGUGUUGCGUUUCUUCAGAAAAUGCCACCGAUGCGGCGUUGUCGUCGUUCUGUGGUCUUUCUAGCUCUGCGUUCUUGGAUUUUCGAUCACCGACAUCAACAGUCACAACAUCAUGCAAUAGUCAGCAGCAGCAGUCGCCGAUUUUCCUUGCUCCUGCCUCCACCUCGACUGCGACCUUCGAACAGAAUUACUUUUCUCCAUCGUCACAAUUCUUCAGCACAAGUAGCACCGCCACAUCAUCUAAUUUUGGUUUCUACAAUUUUCCGCGAAGUUCCCAGGACCUUAUAUCGAUUUCCAUGUUCGAUGAACCUGAACCCGAGAAGACAUUACCCUCGUCUUCAGAGUCUUAUCAGCAGAACUACACCACAUCUUAUAACUCGGUGUUUUCGUCGAACUCAUCGCCCUCAACAUCUUCUGCGGCGGCAGCAGCGGCUACCCUGAUGGCCAGUGUAACCAUGAGCAACUCAGACUACUCUCACAUUGCUGAUUUAUUACCCUACAAUCCGAUAUUGGCGCACACGUUGUUGAAUUGCACGGAGAGUGGACACUUUUCGGAUACCUCGUGCACAGGAUACGAACAAGAUUCAUCGUCAUCCCAGUCGUCGUCCUACUAUCAACAUCAAACGGCUAUCGAUAAUCUUAAAGCGUUAACUAAUCUUCCCUCUAGUCCGACGUCGAUAUUUUCUUCCAUAAAUCUUCCGAACAAGGACACAAUAGGUGAGGUUGGUCUUGGUGCUAGUAACAGUUCCUCCUCUUCAUCAUCAUCGUCCACGUCGUCGGAGUGCAAUGCCGCCUACGGUGGAAAUACGAUUGAAGUGGACACUCUGAUACACAACGUGGCGUCAUAUCAAUCAUAUCAGCAGGAUAUUCAUGGAACAACUGCUGCUAUGACCAAUUUGAUGUACACAGCCGCUCUGGAGGGAUGCACAACGCCGAUUUCGCUGGCCCAUGUUGCCGCUUUAGAGGAGGAAUGUCCUGAGGUGGAAGAAAUUCCCGAUACCCGUCAAGAGGAGAUGCAAUGGGACACUUUCGAUCCGUACGUGUUUAUCAAACAUUUACCUCCCCUAACACCGGAAAUGCGAGCAAAGUGCCCGGCGCUGCCACUUAGAACUCGAUCAAGUCCCGAAUUCAGUCUGGUGCUGGAUUUAGAUGAAACGCUGGUACACUGCAGUUUGCAAGAGUUGUCCGAUGCUAGUUUCAAGUUUCCCGUUCUCUUUCAAGAUUGUAAAUAUACAGUAUUUGUUAGGACACGUCCGCAUUUUCGUGAGUUCCUCGAAAGAGUUUCGCAGAUAUUUGAAGUCAUUCUGUUUACCGCAUCAAAACGGGUAUAUGCUGAUAAACUUUUAAAUUUACUCGAUCCAGAAAGGAAGUGGAUAAAAUAUCGAUUGUUUCGUGAACAUUGUGUAUUCGUAAAUGGUAACUACAUAAAAGAUCUAACCAUACUUGGGCGAGAUUUGUCCAAGACGAUUAUUAUAGACAAUUCCCCUCAGGCAUUUGGAUAUCAAUUGGAAAACGGUAUACCGAUAGAAAGUUGGUUUAUGGAUCAAAACGAUUCUGAACUCUUGAAAGUCUUACCAUUUUUGGAGAGAUUAGCUGAAAUGCGUGAAGAUGUUCGGCCACAUAUUCGAGAGAAAUACCGAUUAUUUUCCUACUUGCCGCCUGAUUAGGAUUAUAGCAGCAUGAGCGUCAUAAAUAUUAGUUAAUUUAAUCUAGUAAUACGUUUCACAUAAUUAAUUAGUAAAUCUUACAUAAAAUCAAAACAAACAAAAUUAAUACUUAUAAUAUUAGAGUUAGAGUUGAUAUAAACAAAAACAAAACAAAAAACGUUAACAAGAACAAAUAAUAUUAGUUGAACACGCUAAACAGAAAAUAUUGAGUAAUUUGUACAUGGAUUUGAAAUCCUUAUUCGUAUAGGAAAGUUGUAUUUAAUUAAGAAAAAAAAAACAAAAAAAUAGGUAAAAAGUGUGCUUAACAUACGGAAUUUGUACAGGAAUAAAGUUUUAUUAUGUCUACACUUAACAAAAGAUAAAAAAGAGAAACA